UGACGUUAUAGUCGUUCAUAUAACGGUACGUGUAAAAGCCUAAGUUCGAAUUCUACUUCAUUGUUCAGUCACUGUUUCAGCAUCCGUAUUACCUCUCAACGUUGCAAUUUUUUAAAAGUUGAACCUCGAUUUUGAAAUACGUUUUUAACAAAAUACCAUACCCAUUUCUGCAGGUAACUUAGGCUGAAACAUUGGUAAAAUCACCAACAAAAUUAAAUUUACUUCGAUACAAACCGGAUAACGAUACAUCGGAUAUGCGUUGUUGUGAGAAUAAGUCUGCAAGAGUGAGCUUGCUGUUUUUGUGCUUAUUUUUAGUCACAAGCACCGUCCAAGCUUUAGAAAACAUUCCUUACGUAUUCGGACACAGAUCUUACGAAUCAGACACAGAUCGAGAAAUGAUACUAGCUAUUUUAGACAGAUUAGGACAAACUAUAAGAGCAAAUGCAGCAAAUGAUGUUGAAAAUGCAAAGAGAGGAUUAGAUUUAGGCUUAAGUCGUGGUUAUUCGGGUUCACAACAGGCGAAACACAUGAUGGGAAUAGCAGCCGCCGGUUUAUCGGGUGGACCAGGCAGACGACGUAGAAGUCAAGAUACAUAUCGUUACGGAAUGCCAUAUUGAUUUUUAAUAUUAUUUAUACAAUCAUUUUAUUUUACCUGUAUUAUAAUCGGGUCUAGUUUCCACUACCUUUUUACAUAAUUCAUUUGCUUAGAGAAAAUGUUUCAUAAUUAAAAAUUUCUGUGCCUAUCAGCGGCAACAAGUUGAUCAACGAAGAAAAAUUUCAACCCAAACCAAAUAAUGUCAAGUUCGAGAAUACUCCUACCUACCUACAUACAUACCUAUCUACCUACCUAUAACUAUCUAUCUAUUUCAUUCGUGUACACUAAAAUUUUAUGUAACUAAUAUUAUUUAUUUUAGUUUAAGUAUUAAGCCUUGUGUAUCUAUGCUUUGAAAAUCCUCCUUUUUCGAUACUUUGAACUUUAGUCAACUUGAAGCAUUAAAAAAAAUAUAAAAAAUACAUUUCGAAAUAUUCAUGAACCCAAUUCGUUUCGAAUUUAAGCUCUUAGUGAACAUUUUAUAAACAAUCAACCAAAGGAGGACAAAAGAAUGAAAAACGAGGCUUCACCACCAAUAUUUAUAAUGUAAGACUGUCAUUCCAUUUUCUACUUACAACAUCGAGCAUAAUUUUAAUCGCUUUUUGAAUUUAUAUACUUAAAUACAAAAAUAACGUGUGUUUUCCAGUUACCAAUUCACAUAGCCUACGUAACUUUUAUGCCCACAACUACGAUGUUUAAGACGUUUAGCGCGAUAUGUACUAUCUUGUCCAUCAAUAAAUAUUUUUUGAAUCA
This is a messenger RNA of Planococcus citri (citrus mealybug), 1345 nucleotides long. RefSeq names its product diuretic hormone class 2 (gene Dh31). Gene Ontology annotation, molecular function: G protein-coupled receptor binding; diuretic hormone activity. The record is from RefSeq and is a predicted model, not a curated record. The transcript is spliced from 5 exons. Gene Ontology annotation, biological process: body fluid secretion. The coding region runs from base 255 to 617 and encodes 120 amino acids. Lineage: Eukaryota; Metazoa; Arthropoda; Insecta; Hemiptera; Pseudococcidae.